Messenger RNA from Paramormyrops kingsleyae, 2418 nucleotides. RefSeq names its product cartilage-associated protein-like. Gene Ontology annotation, molecular function: protein binding; collagen binding. Gene Ontology annotation, cellular component: endoplasmic reticulum. Gene Ontology annotation, biological process: peptidyl-proline hydroxylation to 3-hydroxy-L-proline; collagen fibril organization. The record is from RefSeq and is a predicted model, not a curated record. NCBI's taxonomy places the organism in Eukaryota, Metazoa, Chordata, Actinopteri, Osteoglossiformes, Mormyridae.
AUCCACGCAAUCCGGCCAUUUCCGCUGCAGUGUACCGGGUUUGCCCAGUCACAAGCCCCUUUUCCCCGCCCCGUAGUCGCGCAGAAUCUGCUAGCAGUUUGAGUAGUUGUUCUGGCUGGGGAAUGUCUGUAUGAAGGAUCUGAAAUGGCACGAAUGUCUCAUUUAACUUUCGGGACGCUUCUCUGCUUGUUCACCUUUUGUGCUGAUGCGCAAUACGAGACGUAUAGUUUCCGAAGUUUUCCAAGCAACGAACUUAUGCCACUUGAAUCCGCUUACAAAUAUGCACUAGAUCAAUACACUAAAGAAAACUGGCAAGAAUGCGUGGAAUAUUUGGAAGUCAGCUUGAGACUGUACCGACUAUUUAAAGACAGUGAGGCUUUCUGCAAUCUGAACUGUAGCUCUGUACGAUUAGACAAUGAAGAGAAGUUUGAGGAGUUUCCGGAGCUCCAUGCAUUCGGGAAUAUCAUGAAAAGGGCCCAGUGUCUGAAGAGGUGCAAGCACGGCUUGCCUGCUUUCAGACAGACCAUGCCCAGCCGAGAGACACUGGAGGAAUUCGAGAACCGGGAGCCCUACAAGUAUCUUCAGUUCGCCUUCUUCAAAUCCAACAACCUGGCAAAGGCUGUAGCUGCGGCACAUACCUUCAUGCUGAAGCACCCAGAUGAUGAGAUGAUGAAGAGGAACAUGGACUAUUACAAAAGCCUUCCAGGAGCAGAGGACCACCUUAAAGACCUAGAAGCUAAAUCUUAUGAGGCACUAUUUAUCAGAGCAGUGAGAGCGUUCAAUGCCGGCAUCUUCCGCACCUCAGUGGUGGACAUGGAGCUUGCCCUGCGAGACUUCUUCACGGCUUAUGACGACUGCCUAGCUGCCGCUGAGAGCUCCAGAGAAAUCCAGGAUUUCAAGGACUUCUAUCCAUCCAUAGCAGAUCACUACACAGAGGUUUUGGAGAGAAAGGUCAGGUGCGAGAGUCGGCUCACACCCAUCGUAGGCGGCUUCGUCGUAGACAAGUUUGUUGCCACCAUGUACCACUACCUCCAGUUUGCUUAUUAUAAGCUGAAUGAUCUGAAGAACGCUGUACCCUGUGCAGCCAGCUACAUACUGCUGGACCCCAGUGAUGAGGUCAUGAAGAACAAUAUUGUCUACUAUCAGUACCACAAGGACAAGUGGGGUCUCUCCGAGGAGGACUUCUUACCCAGAGCUGAGGCUGUGCGAUAUUUUAACCAGACCAACAUGCAACUAGAGAUGCUGGAGUUUUCACAGCAGCACCUGCAGGCAGAUGAUGAGAUGGAGGUGCUGACGUUUCUUGAUGAUCUUCUGGAGGCAGAUGAUAGUAGCUAGAGACAAGUCUACCACAAACACACACCCAGCACUCUGAUUUCUGCUUGCCUUGUUGGCAGUUGGAGGGUAGCUUACAUUUGCAUCCUCCAGUGUUGUCUUAUCAUAAAAGCCAUCCUUCCUUUUAUCUUGAUUUAUUUGUAUAUGCUUCUUCACACCACUGUGCUUUUGUUGUUUUUCAAGUCUUCCUUCACUGGUCGUCAUCGACAACUGAUUGUUAUUGUCGACCCUUUUCAAAGGAAUGGUACUUCAUCAAUAGAGCCUCUGACCUAAAGACUCAGGCUGAGACUUCCUCGGAGAUAUCGCUUAUCCAGCUCUCUUCAUGACAUUAAAAUGCACAGUGAAGUCUGUGUUAUCUAUGAUUCUGUAUCAUUCAUGCCAGGAAGAGCAAGCAAUGUGGCUGUUACCCAGCACAAAGCGGCAAUCGCAUGAAAGGAAAUGACCGCUUUUGACCUGUUGUGUUUUGUGUGUGGAAUCUGGAAUUCCACAUUGUUACAUUGUAAUUACUCAAUGUGAAUUUUGUACCAUCACAUGGAAUUUUCAUCCAUAAAUCGGUUCCAGUUUCAUGCGACUAGUCAUUAUUUUCGGUGCUGUUUUUGCUAACCUGUCUACACUGUGAAUUUGUCAUGGUUUCGGUUUUUGUCGCCAUCUAUGAUGCCUUGAAGAUCCAUGCCGAAGGUAAGACCUAGUCCCCCAUACCCUUGGGCUGGUGCUGGUCAGGCCAGACUGCCAUGUUUGGUGCUUUUGUUUUUGGAUAAAAUCUGUUGAAUCCUACCUACAUACAUACAUGGACUUUCAUCUGCCUGCAGUUUGCUAAACGUGUCCAUAGUAAUAGAAGUACAUUGUUCCUUUGAAUUUGUGAUAAAUCAGACAUUUUUAGGAUGAGUAAAAGCUGAACAAAAUUUAUUUACCUAUUUAUUUUUCAUAAUUAGUUUUUGCAGUCAGUUUCAGGAACAGACGUUGCUGUUUUACCCUAGAAGAGUGCAGGCUGACUAAGUAUUCAUUGUGUUUGUGAAAAGUUUAUAACUGUGAAAUAUUGCUGUGUAUUUGUUGGUAGGAGAAAUAAAAGUUCAUACCGAGGAUUUA